AUGAUAGCAGUAGGAGGGCGGCGCACGCCAGGACUUACAGCAGUUGGGGCAGAGCUGCGGGCAGUCUGGGAGGGCAUAUCCAAUGCGAGGCAGGUACUAGGCGCCGAGUGGGUGUACCUCGAGGGAGAUUCAUCUGUGGUGAUUGAUUGGAUCCGGAGGGCGGAUCGGUAUGGAGAUGGUCAUCCCCUUAUCCGGAAGACUCGCAGGAUGGCUCAGUUGAUAGACGACAAAGUAACGAAAUCAAGAAGUUGGAGAAUACCCCACCGCUCGCAUCCUGUUUUAUCAGAAACCAGCAGGAGGAGGGACCGGAUCGGUUUCUUGUUUUCUAUUUGUAUUGUGGGAGAAGGGCGCGGAUCGGCGGAGAUGAGGCAUCUUAUAGAGGUGGAGAAGGGGAGGGAGGCUGCCGACGGCCGGCCCUCCGUCGGACCGACCUACCGGAGCGCCUUUGCCAAGGACGGCUUUCCCCCGCCCGUCCCCGGCGUCGAGAGUUGCUGGGAUGUAUUCCGUAUGAGUGUGGAGAGAUGCCCCAACAACCGAAUGCUGGGCCGUCGUGAAAUUGUUGAUGGAAAGCCGGGUAAAUAUGUCUGGAUGACCUACAAAGAAGUAUAUGACGUCGUGAUGAAGCUAGGGGCUUCGAUACGGACUCUUGGGGUCGAGCAGGGUGGACGUUGUGGCAUCUAUGGUUCUAACUGUCCUGAAUGGGUCAUUAGUAUGGAGGCUUGCAAUGCUCAUGGGAUUUACUGUGUUCCCUUAUAUGAUACUCUUGGUGCUGGUGCAGUAGAAUUCAUUUUAUGUCAUUCAGAGGUUCAGAUUGCUUUUGCAGAAGAGAAAAAGAUUGGAGAGGUGUCAAAAACCCUUCCUAGCUCAUCUAAAUUCUUAAAAGCAAUUGUUAGUUUUGGCAAGGUCACCUCUGAGCAAAGAGAUGAGGUUGAAAAGUCUGGUUUGGCAAUAUAUUCAUGGGAUGAAUUUUUGCUCUUGGGAAGUAAUCAACAAUAUGAUCUUCCAUUGAAGAAGAAAACUGAUACAUGUACUAUAAUGUACACCAGUGGAACAACUGGUGACCCUAAAGGUGUGAUGAUUUCGAAUGAUAGCAUUAUCACUCUUAUUGCUGGUGUUGAUCAGCUGCUUUAUUGUGUGAAUGUGCAGUUGCAUGAAGGUGAUGUUUAUUUAUCUUAUCUACCCCUCGCUCAUAUCUUUGACCGUGUUAUUGAAGAGUUGUUCAUUUUUCAUGGGGCCUCAAUUGGAUUUUGGCGUGGGGAUGUCAAGUUGUUAGUUGAAGACAUUGGGGAAUUAAAGCCAACUAUCUUUUGUGCUGUUCCACGUGUGUUGGAUCGCAUCUAUACAGGACUGCAAUCAAAGAUUUCAUCAGGAGGUCUCCUGAAGAGUACAUUGUUUAAUAUUGCUUACAAAUACAAAUUUCGUAACAUGUCAAAAGGAAGUAAGCAUGAGGAUGCAGCUGCAAUUUUUGAUAAAUUAGUUUUUAAUAAGGUAAAAGGUGGGCUUGGCGGGAGAGUGCGGAUAAUUCUAUCUGGAGCAGCUCCUCUAGCAACCCAUGUGGAAGAAUUUUUACGGGUGGUGACGUGUUCCCAUGUUCUACAAGGCUACGGUCUUACAGAGACUUGUGCUGGAACAUUUGUCACUUUGCCGAAUAAUCUAUCAAUGCUUGGAACAGUAGGCCCUCCAGUACCAAAUGUUGAUGUGCGCCUGGAGUCUGUUCCUGAAAUGAACUAUGAUGCUCUUGCAGAAGUUCCUUGUGGAGAAAUCUGCGUGAGAGGAAAUACUUUAUUCUCAGGAUACUACAAAUGUGAAGAUCUUACAAAGGAGGUUAUGAUUGAUGGUUGGUUUCACACAGGGGAUAUUGGUGAGUGGCAGCCUGAUGGAAGUAUGAAAAUCAUUGAUCGAAAGAAAAACAUCUUUAAGCUUUCACAAGGAGAAUAUGUUGCAGUUGAAAAUCUGGAGAAUGUCUAUGGUCUGGUUCCUGAUUUAGAUUCGAUAUGGAUAUAUGGAAAUAGCUUUGAGUCUUUCCUUGUUGCCAUUGUAAAUCCCAAUAAGCAAGCCCUUGAGCAUUGGGCUGAAGAAAAUGGUGUAAGGGGGGAUUUUGCUGCAAUAUGUGAGAACCCCAAGGCAAAAGAAUACAUUUUGGGGGAGCUUACAAAGGUUGCAAAACAAAAGAAGCUGAAAGGUUUUGAGUUCAUAAAGGCAAUUCACCUUGAUCCUGAACCAUUUGAUAUGGAGCGUGAUCUCCUUACCCCAACAUACAAAAAGAAGAGGCCACAGCUGCGCAAGUAUUACCAGAGUGUCAUCGACAACCUAUACAAAAGCGCAAAGUAACUUUUUUUUCCCACGGAACUGAUGGAGUUGCAACUUAUGGAGUUAAACAGUUAUGAUAUAUUUUUCCCCUUUUUCUGCUUCUUGUAAUUGGACAAUCAUUUAGCACUGCUGCUUUAACAUCCAAUGUGCAUGCAUUCAGAUAACAUAGACUACAAGAUUCUUAAUAUUUAUUUUCAUUUGAGAGCACUUGUGAAUAGUGUGGUACAUGGGGCAAAAUAUGGAUCUUGUAAAAUGACCACCCCUGGGUCGGUCAUAGAGUACAAAAAUUUGGUAUUAUUCCUUUCAAAGUGCGUUCUCA
Molecule: messenger RNA, 2629 nt
Organism: Phoenix dactylifera (date palm)
Lineage: Eukaryota; Viridiplantae; Streptophyta; Magnoliopsida; Arecales; Arecaceae
Product: long chain acyl-CoA synthetase 4-like
Biological process (GO): fatty acid metabolic process
Cellular component (GO): membrane; endoplasmic reticulum
Molecular function (GO): long-chain fatty acid-CoA ligase activity
Source: RefSeq, a predicted model, not a curated record